AUACUGUAAUAGGCUAACUAUUACCAGCCUAACCAGUGAGCCAACGGAUCGACAGUUUGUUUCGUGAUCUUGCAAUUCUUGUCAACUCCUGCCAGGAUGGUUGAUCGAAUGAUAUUCAAGAAGUUGUUAUCAGUGUUACUUGUGACACUUGUGUGUACAAAAGUAUCCACGAUUGAUGUGUUGACACGUGACUUCUGUUACUCUGAGCAUUGGUGUGAGCCAGCUGCUUGGGAGGACACGUUUUUUGAGUGUGCCGACAGCCCAUCAAAAUAUCCUUCACCAGUAAAUCUAAAUCCCAGUUUCAUGGAGAGGGAUGCGACCUUGACACCACUUGAAUUUGUGAACUUCAGUUCCCUUCAGGGAGGGAACUGGGUUUUGAAAAACAUCAGAAACACUGUUGCUUUGGAGUUUAACGUUGGAAUGCAAGUAAAGGGAGCUAGCUUGCCUAAGGAUUAUGAAACCAUACAUGCCACAUUCCACUGGGGAAGUUAUUCUAACAAUGGCUCAGAACACACGUAUAAUAACAGGAGAUAUCCAAUGGAGAUGCAGAUCUACAGCUCUGUCUUUGGCUCUGGCUAUGCUGACCUGAAUGAAGCCCUCACCAAUGAAAGCAGCUCCGUGCUGGUCAUGAGCGUCUUUGUUGAUAUUGCAUAUGAAAACAAUCCCCUCAUGGAAACAGUUGUCGAUGGGUUGCACUCAAUACCUUUCGCAGGGGACCAGGUGGCGGUGACACCGUUUAUACUUGAGGAUUUCCUGCCGAACAAUACAGACAAGUAUUACCAGUAUCAGGGGGCCCUCACAUACCCCGACUGUAUGUAUAAAGUGGAGUGGAUCAUCUUUGAAGAGCCCAUCUAUAUCAGCGAAGGACAGUACUUUAGCUUCUACAGCCAGGUGUAUUACAACGAGAUAGCAGACGAAACAGCCAAGCUGCUCAUCAACAACUUCCGGCCUGUUCAUCGCUUGGGAAAUCGCAUCGUGAGGGUCAGUCCUAACGCCACCAUCCCUGUCGAAUCCUCCACUUGUGGCCUCUCUGCCAACAUCCACCUCGCUGUUCUUUUACCCAGUCUAGUGUCUGUGAUGGUUAAAUUGAUGUAAUCAAUCACUAUAGCCACCCCAAGCUUGCACCCCUUACAUUCAUGUAGCUCACUUGAUAUUGAAAUAUACGUAGAUAUAUUCUAUUUGGAUGUUUUUCAAUGUUUUUGUUCAUUUGUAUUUACACCACAUUCUAACCACAAAAAUGUUUUUUUUUUUUUUGGUAGCUUAACUAGCCUGUGUGUGCAGAUAUCUGGUUAAAUCUUUCUUAGUGGUCAGGUGUUCUAGAUGUAGAUGUGUUUUCCUUUUUAUUUUUUCAUUAUAAUCAUUUAUACUUUCGGACUUAAUGGAGCUGUCCAGCGACACAUUCGUCUACAUUACAGCUUACACACCUUUGCACAUGUGAUAUGUGUGUACAGAACUGAAGUUGAAUUGGAUUUACUCAAGAACCUUUGAAUUGUUGAAAAUAAAACUUAAUUGUAUCA
Messenger RNA from Engraulis encrasicolus (European anchovy), 1517 nucleotides. RefSeq names its product carbonic anhydrase 12-like. The record is from RefSeq and is a predicted model, not a curated record. Gene Ontology annotation, cellular component: plasma membrane. Gene Ontology annotation, biological process: one-carbon metabolic process. The coding region runs from base 97 to 1095 and encodes 332 amino acids. Lineage: Eukaryota; Metazoa; Chordata; Actinopteri; Clupeiformes; Engraulidae. The transcript has 9 exons. Gene Ontology annotation, molecular function: zinc ion binding; carbonate dehydratase activity.